This is a messenger RNA of Haliotis rufescens (red abalone), 2925 nucleotides long. RefSeq names its product tripartite motif-containing protein 42-like. Bases 105 to 2036 code for a protein of 643 amino acids. The record is from RefSeq and is a predicted model, not a curated record. Gene Ontology annotation, molecular function: protein binding; zinc ion binding. Lineage: Eukaryota; Metazoa; Mollusca; Gastropoda; Lepetellida; Haliotidae. The transcript is spliced from 4 exons.
CAUUACGUCCCUUUACUCAACCGAACACGAUUGCACAGAUCUGACUACUUUGAGAUCACCAGAGAACUGCUCGACAUUGCAAACUUCGGCGAGGUAACUUUGAGAUGGCGACGUCCCAGAAGCUGACAGAGCACUUCCUGACAUGUACAAUCUGUACAGAUGUCUUUGACAAUCCCUGCACACUUGUGUGUUACCACACCUUCUGUCGGAAAUGUGUCACCAACUACACCAAAACCAGACCAGAAGCCAUCAGUGCCAAGUCUCUCCAGUGUCCAUUCUGCAGCAAGAUGACAAACGUGUCUGACCCAAAGAGACCAGUAGAGAAGUGGGCGGAUGACGUCAAACCAAGCUUUGUCAUCCAAGAACUCUUAGACUUGUUUGGUCCUGGAUCUAAAGAUACAAUGUCCUGCAUUUACUGUAAAGACGACGGGGAGUCAACUCCAGCUGAUGUUUGGUGCUCUGUCUGUGAUGACGCCUUCUGCAAGAAAUGUGCAAGAGUGCACAAUCGCAUCCCAGCAACUCGUCAUCAUUGCGUCACAGAUCUGUCAAGCGAGGUGAAGGUGAAGAGAAAGCGAAAGGUCAUGUGUAAAGAACACAAGGACGAACAUAUAAAAUUUCUAUGUAAAGAUUGCAAGAAAGCAGUUUGCCACACAUGCUGCACUAUCUACCACAGGAAGUGUGACCAGGUUGUCACCAUAGAGUCGGAGAUACAGACGAUGAAAAGUGUCAUAGCGAAGGCCAGGGGAGAGUUAUCACUGAAACAAGAUGAAGUGAAAAAGCAUGUUGAAAAACAGCAAUCCAAAGUAGACGAAGAAACAACUCGACAUAAACAAAUGGAAUCCGACGUUCAAUCAGCAGGCAGAAAAGUAAUCGACAAGAUUAAACUCAAGGAAAGGAAACUCCUGGCUGAGUUGAAAGAGAUGUCAGAGAAACACAUUGGGCAACUAAAAGCAGAUAUAACGUCAGGUGAAAUGUCAGUACAGAUGAACCAACAACAGACUGAACUGAUAAACCAUGCUCUGCAAUCUGAUUGUGACAUGGAUGUGUAUGAGAUGUAUCCGGGGUGUGAGGCUGGUGUAUUGGAGGCUGUCGGAGACGCAGGCUUGAUGGGGAGUGCAAGAAUAGCUCUGAUCUCAUUUAGACAGGACAACAGGGAACUAAGAAGGGUAAUAGACAAUCUACAACUGGGGGAGAUUGACGUCUUAUAUGAAGACGUCGUGGAUCUGGUGCCUACGCCUGUGUUACGUGACACCAUCAACACCAAAGUAGUAGGGGACGGGAUUAUAAAUGAUCCUUUUGACGUAACAGUAAUGGUUGUGAGUGACACAUAUACAAUUGUUACUACUGACAAUUACAAUAACUGUGUGAAGUCCUUCUACACUAGGAAAAAUCAACCUUGUCACAGUAGACUGAAUCUGAACAAUCAGCCGUGGGGUCUGUCGAGGUUGACACACAAUCAAGUGGCUGUCACAGUGCCACAUAUAAACCAUAUUAUAACAAUAGGGGUCAACCCGGGCCUGGUACCGCUGUCAACCAUCACAACCAGGAAACAGUACAUGGGUAUCACAUCUCUGACACCAUCGACACUAGCAGCAGGUGCCAACUCUCCUCCCUGUGUUGAUAUCCUGGAUAUGACAGGAAACGUGUUGAGGUCAAUCAGUCCACUCCUCAGUGGUAACAAUGUCUUACGGCAUCCCAACUACCUUUGUACCACGAGGACAGGAAACAUCCUUGUGUCUGACCAGGGUUCCCAGUGUGUCGUGUGUCUGACCCCCGAGGGAGAUGUGGUGUUCACCUUCAGACCUACUGGAGACACAGCACUGAAGUGUCCACAGGGCAUCACAAGUACCACCACAGGUGACAUUCUGGUUACAGACAUCUCUCUUGACAGAGUGGUCCAUCUGACGGAGUCAGGACAGUUUGUUGGAAACAUUAAGACUGAUUUAAAGUGUCCCCGCGGGAUUAGUGAUGAUGGGCGUGGUAAAGUAUAUGUCUUAUCCGAGGGUAUUAAGGUCUUCACCUUUGUGACUGUGUAGAAACUACUUUAGAAGAAUAUUCCACAUUGAAGGGAUCACAACUGGGUUAUUAGAAAUACUGAACACAUAUACAUGAUAUAUCAUUUCCGAAGAAAUGCUGGUGGUGAUGUUUUCACGUUGUUCUAAGCGGCCAUUAAUUACAAACUAUUGUGAGCAGAACAUAUCAGUGGAUUUCAUUGACAGGUGACAUUCAAACAGUCGUGGCUUACCUGGCCAAGACAUAAUAAUUUACAGGUUGCCGUAGCAUAGCUCAUAUAUUGGUGACUGCAUUGUUAAACUUUAACGCUUUUACAGGUUCAUGUAUUUGCAUAAUGGAUUGAAGUCUACAUUUCUGACCACAUUCAGACAAUACAUCAUCUUUAUAAUUAUGUAUUUAUUAUAUUUAUUUAUUUUCAUCAACAAAAUCGCAAUAACACAAGACAAUAUACAGAUGGGCUUACCAAUUUCGGAGACAAUCCUAUUAUACCUCUACUUCAGACAACGAAAAAGACAAUGCCUGUAAAUGUGGGCAUGAGAAAUAUAUAAACGACAGGACAAUGUUAUAGAGUUUACAUUCAAAUAUAUUCAAAUUAGCAUCAUAUAUUACAUUAGUAUGGAAGCGUAUUAGUGCCACAGUCUAAAAGGUAUUUAAUCAUCUACGUAGAUCAUAUUUUCAUCGACGAAGAUGAUACUUUAAUCCACGUGGAUGAUUCUUCCAUCUGCGGUACCAUCAAUAAUGAAUGAUUAAUAUACUUUUGCUAAACAUCAUAUCCAUCGAAGCCUAUAUUAGGCAACAGUACCGAUAUUUUAGAAACACAUGGGUAACAUGUCUAUUUCUUUACAUCUCAAAAUAACUUUAUACUAAUAUGCUGGAUUCGUUUCAUUUUUAAUUUUAAUAUUUUGAAAUAAA